Cuscuta europaea is the source of this 535-nucleotide messenger RNA. The record is from the annotation of a GenBank genome assembly. Lineage: Eukaryota; Viridiplantae; Streptophyta; Magnoliopsida; Solanales; Convolvulaceae.
ACAAAAGACAUAUUCACAUUUCCAGGUUUUGUCUUUGCAUUGCAAAUAUGGGCAUUUGAAAGUUUCCCAGCUCUUAGAACGGCACAUGUUUGCCAGUUAGAGGAAGAAAGGAAAGAUUUGUUUCCUAGAUUGCUGAAGUGGUCUGCACCAAAGAAAACUAAUGUUGCAACACUAGCAGAUGUCAUAUUUCUGAAUGAAGAGUUUGAAUAUCAGAAAAUGGUACCAACUGAAGACGAGCUUAAGAAUCCAUUGAUAAAUGCAUCUUAUGUAAACAAGGUCAAUAAGCCUGUCUUACUUUGAAACGUGGGCCAGCAAAACAGAAAAGAAAUGUUUCUGUUGAAGGGAGUAAAGAAGAAAAUGGGGAUGUUCAUGAAAAGGAGUCUGAAGCACCACAGAUUGAUUGCCCUAAUGAAGAAGAUACUGACUUGAAGGAACAAAUUGCCAAGGGUCCAACUGCAAUUGGAUUAAAAAGGUUAAAUAGUUUGAUUAAAAGAAAAAAACUGCUGGCAACCAAAGCAGAGAUGCAACAAUCAUG